AUGGCCGACCAGCAUGAUGCGGUCGGGUUCGUUGAUGCGACGAACCGCCGAACCUUUGAUGUGGAGGCAUAUGCAAAGCGCGCAAAGGAGCGGCUGGAACGCGAGGAAGAAGAGGCGAAAGGCAUCAAACGCAAACCAAAACCCGUACAGCGACCAAACUUGAAGGCUCGCGACUUCAAGGUUGAUUUGGAGUCUCGCGUGGGCAAAACCCGUAUCAUCGACAGCCAGCGCUCGGUCAACAGUGGAUACUACUGCGAUGUUUGCGACUGCGUCCUCAAGGAUUCCGUCAGCUUCCUUGACCACAUCAACGGAAAGAAACACCAACGGAACCUCGGCAUGUCCAUGCGCGUCGACCGCUCCUCUGUCAGCGACGUCCAGCAGAAGCUGCAGGAACUCAAGAGACGUAAAGAGCGCGCGAAGCGGGGCGCGACGGUGGAGUACAGCCUGGACGCGGAGGAGGCGCGCAUGGUGGAGGAGGACGACAAGCGCAAGAAGGCGAAGCGGGAGGAGGCGAAACGCAAGAAGAAGGAGCAGCGCGACCGGGAGUUGGAAGAGCGGCGGAAACGCGUGCAGGAACGCCUCAAGGAACACACCAGCACCACCACCACCACCAGCAGCAGCAGCAGCAGCAGCAGGAGUAGGGUCAAGGAUACACACGAUGAAGAGGAUGUUGAGCAAGAGGGCAUUGACCCCGCGCUGGCGGCGGCAAUGGGCUUCAGCUCAUUCUCAUAA
Salpingoeca rosetta is the source of this 732-nucleotide messenger RNA. RefSeq lists its product as uncharacterized. Gene Ontology annotation, cellular component: nucleus; U4/U6 x U5 tri-snRNP complex; spliceosomal complex. Lineage: Eukaryota; Choanoflagellata; Craspedida; Salpingoecidae. The record is from RefSeq and is a predicted model, not a curated record. Gene Ontology annotation, biological process: mRNA splicing, via spliceosome. Bases 1 to 732 code for a protein of 243 amino acids. Gene Ontology annotation, molecular function: nucleic acid binding; zinc ion binding. The transcript has 6 exons.